CAGUGCAGCCUUCUACCCGGCGUGCGCGCCCAGGAGGCUUCUAUCUCAUCCUCUCUUCAGACUCCUCAUAACCUCUGGGCUUCCGACCAGAGGCAGCGCUCGGCCAACUUGCGACAAUGUCGAUGCUGGCGGAGCGUCGGCGGAAGCAGAAAUGGGCUGUGGAUCCCAGAAACACUGCGUGGAGUAACGAUGAUUCCAAGUUUGGCCAGAGGAUGCUUGAGAAGAUGGGGUGGUCUAAAGGAAAGGGUUUGGGGGCUCAGGAGCAAGGAGCCACAGAACAUAUUAAAGUUAAAGUUAAGAACAAUAACCUGGGACUCGGAGCUACAAACAACAAUGAAGACAACUGGAUUGCUCACCAGGAUGACUUCAACCAGCUUUUGGCAGCACUCAACACUUGCCACAGUCAGGAAACAGCAGAUUCCUCAGACAAUAAGGAAAAGAAAUCUUUUAGCCUUGAAGAAAAAUCUAAAACCUCCAAAAACCGGGUUCAUUAUAUGAAAUUCACGAAAGGGAAGGAUCUGUCCUCUCGGAGCGAAACAGACCUGGACUGCAUUUUUGGGAAAAGGAAGAACAAGAAAACUGCUCAGGAUGGCUGCAGCACCUCCACUGCAGACGAGGUGGACACCUGCAUGACUACUACCACAACCAGUGCCUUCACCAUCCAGGAAUAUUUUGCCAAGAGGAUGGAGCAGUUAAAGAACAAGCCACAGACCUUGACUCCAGAGCCUGACAUUUCAGAGACUUCUGUUGAAUGGAAAAAGGGGAAGAAAAAAACCAAAGAGGCAGCAGGCACAGAUGUGGAGAACUCUCCCCAACACAAAACGAAGCAACAUAAAAAGAAAAAGCGUGUGGAAGCAGAGAUGUCGCCUGUGGCCAAGAAGAGAGACCGAGCUGAGCUGCAGCCUGGAUGCCCCAGUGGGGACGAGUGUUCCGAUGCCUCUGUCGAAACUGCAGAAGAUUGUCUGCAACCCCCCGACAGCCAGGGUGAUGCCCCAAAGUCCAAGAAGAGGAAAGCAAAGAAAAAGCUGCAAAAGCUAGAAGGGGUAGAAAUAGACACCACACUAGACAAAGCACUCCUGAAAAAAAAGAAGAAGAAGAAGAAGUCUUCCAGAUGACCUCUCGCUAGCCAGAGCCUCUGACCACUUGACUGUCAGCUCCCUUCAGGGCAAACGCUCUAGCCUGACGUCAGAGCACAGGGAACCCCAGGCGCUCAGCAUCUUUUAACAUGCCCACGGGUUGCCAGCUCUCACCCUCUCACCAUGCUUCCCCCAAGCCACCUUCCUGAGAGAACUGACUUGAACGUUCUAGAUCAUGACUUUUCAAUAAAUAAAAUAAAUUUCAAUAA
Molecule: messenger RNA, 1345 nt
Organism: Microtus oregoni (creeping vole)
Lineage: Eukaryota; Metazoa; Chordata; Mammalia; Rodentia; Cricetidae
Gene: Pinx1
Product: PIN2 (TERF1) interacting telomerase inhibitor 1
Exons: 7
Coding region: 117-1115 (332 amino acids)
Biological process (GO): regulation of ribosome biogenesis
Cellular component (GO): nucleolus
Molecular function (GO): telomerase inhibitor activity; nucleic acid binding
Source: RefSeq, a predicted model, not a curated record